AUGAGAUUAUUCUUUGAGGCCUCCAACCUUGAUUUAUGGGAGAUUGUCGAGAAUGGUCCUUACAUUCCAUACAAAACUAUAAAAGGACAACUUAUAAGACAAGAAAGGAGUGAAUUCACUAAAAAGGAAGAGAAAGUUAUGCUCCUCAACUCCAAGGCCAAAUUAAUUAUUGCAAGUGCCUUGAGUCAGCAAGAGUACCUCCGCAUGAGUAACUUGGGAAAUGUAAAGGAGAUGUGGGAUGCUUUAGAAAUUGCUCAUGAAGGAAGAUUAUCCAUACUGAAGGAAGAUGUUGAUAAGAAGAAGAAGUCACUGGCUCUAAAAGUAGCAAAGGAAGAAUUUGAUUUUGAAGCCAAUGAUAAUGAAGAAUUUGAUGAAUAA
This is a messenger RNA of Prosopis cineraria, 378 nucleotides long. RefSeq lists its product as uncharacterized. The transcript has 2 exons. The record is from RefSeq and is a predicted model, not a curated record. Bases 1 to 378 code for a protein of 125 amino acids. NCBI's taxonomy places the organism in Eukaryota, Viridiplantae, Streptophyta, Magnoliopsida, Fabales, Fabaceae.